AGUGUGUCGACAAAUCACAUAGCUUUUGAACGUAGGCGCUAGGCCUAUGGUGUUUGUGUGCGUUAACGUGUAUUGUCUAUGCAGUGAGCAGCGAAGUCGGCGAAUCUCUGCCGAAUCGAACGUGAUUUUACGGGAAUUAUCUUCAAAAGGACUAUAUUUUUCUUCCUUGGAUUCAAAAUAUUGUGCAAGAGGUCCCUCCAACAAUGGAGGAGACUAAGAUUAUAUAUCAUAUAGACGAUGAAGAUACUCCAUAUCUCGUAAAAUUACCAAUUCCUGCCGCCGAUGUAACACUCGGAGAUUUCAAGAAUGUCCUCAAUCGGCCAAACUAUAAAUUCUUCUUCAAAUCGAUGGACGAUGAUUUUGGAGUUGUAAAAGAAGAAAUAGUUGAUGAUGAAGCCAAAUUACCUUGUUUUAAUGGCCGUGUUGUGUCAUGGCUGGUGCCAGCAGAGGGCAGCACUAACGGGUCAGACACAGCGUCGGUCACAACAGAUACAAGAGGGGACUCGCAACUCCCGCCAGAGAGGACAGGCGGUAUAGGAGAUUCUAGGCCACCUUCAUUUCAUUCAAGUGGAGGAGGUGUUCAAGAUAAAUUUGACGACACAGACACAUGUACAGAAUCAGAAAGAAGCUCAAGAAGAGGUUGGUUUGCAUGUUUCUCUUUCUUUUUUUUCAUUUUACCCACAUUUUAUUUUUUGAGAAAUAAAUUACUUUGGUCAUAUAUACAUGUUGAUUGUUGCUUUGCCCAUUUCACAUAUAACCACUAAGCUGCUCCAGUGCAUGCUAUCCAUAGGGGCAUCUGACAGGUGUCGUUCAGAUAUGGUAUGGCAAACCAUGAAACUGAAAGUGAUGAAUGGUAAUUGUUUGAACAAAACUUUUGAUGAAAAAAGUACAUAUUUGUUUACAUUUUCUUUUAUUUUCUAUGGGCAAAAGGGUAUGUAUUCAAAUUUAUUCAUUUGGAAUCAUUCCCUUCUCUCCCUAAAUCAGCACUUUAUUUAAAUCAAAUGAUGAACACCUUUUUUUGCUUGCCCCCCCUUUUUUUAAAUAUUUGUUUGCCCCUUAAACUUGUCUCUCUUUCAUAUGUCUUUGGCAUGAAUUGUAUGAUUUAUUUCUUGACUAUAAUAGUAAUCUUAAUGAACUUAUUGUCUUUUGAAUUUAAAAUGUAUUGGGAUAAUCCACUCUAGUCCAGUUCAGUGAAGAGAUUGAAAAAGCACCUCCCAAAUAAGAAAUUUUAUAUUUUUUGGGAAAUGCAAACAAUACAGUUUUGCUCUUAGCACACGUUUUUGGAGAAAAAUGUGGGAUUUCUGCUUGUUGCAAUAAUUAAUUGUGUACAUACAUCGGUGUAAAAGCAUUAUAUUUUUUUGUAUCACAAUUUUAUUUGCAUGGUGUAUCACUUUAAUAUUUGAUGCAAAAACUAAUAUUCCCAGUAGUAUUUCCACAGCACAACCCUGUAAUACUAACGAAUAAAAACUUGGGUAUUCCUUGGCAAAAUGUAUUGUACUCUUGUUAAAAAACCCCUCUCAUUUCCCCUGCAUUGUAGCAUUGUAGACUCUGCAAUACAAAAGAAACUAUUCUCAAGUGGGUUGAGAAAGCAAGAUGAUCAAAUGCAGAGAAUAUUGAAAGCUUUGGCAUUUGACAUUUGGACAAAUCAGUUUGCAUGAAUGCUAUCAAGUACAAGUACAUAGAUCUUCAAACUGAAAGGAGGAAAUAAAUAUGCAGUCAAUGCUUGAAAGAAAAGGCUAAAGGAAAAUAUCUGGAGAAUGCAUAAGAAAAGUGCAAUAUGAGUGUGCCUACCCUGGAGACGGGUUUAUUCUCCAGAAUUAUCUUUCCAUUUGCGACAUCCCUGGCCCUGGUUCUUAAAAAUCAAGAUUCCUAAUAGGAGUGGAUUGAGGUUUCUUAUCGGAAACGGGGGAGUGCUCUGUCCGUGAUAUUCAUUCUAGCAGAUACUUCUUCACAGGGCCUAUUCUCUGAGCACUGACUCAGUCAUUUGAUGUCCAUCCAUCUUUUCUAUCAUUUCCCUUGAAUUUGUAUUCUAUGUUUUUUUUUAUAUUUUUAACGUCAUUCAGAUCCUUUUCACUGUCUUUUUUGGUGCUUGAUUUUUUCUAUUUUCCUUCCAUAUUUCCUUUCUUUUCUCUAUCUGUCUGUCUUUCGUUUGUUCUUUCUUCUUCCUCUCUUUUUUCCGCCACUCUUUUUUAUUUCCCCUAUUCUUUUUUUCUCUAUCUUUCUUCAGGACCCUGUGAUAGAAAGCCUAGUGAUUGAUCUUAAGGUUGAUUUCUGUGAUUGAUGGCAUUGGUCAUUGUGUAAAAUCAAUUGUAAAUAUCCAGAGUGUAAUCAAUCUCUAAACUUUGUGUUACCGGAACCAGAGCAUCUAUUGCCAUUUUCUAUUUCUAUGUUUCUUGGCAGGUCUCUGUCUUUUCUCUUUUUGUUUCUUCUCGAUCUCUCUCUCUCUCUUGCUCUUGGACUCUCGAUAUUGUUCUCUUUCUCGACCUUCUCUUCUCAUCCGCUCUCCUCUCUCUGUUUUAUAAUUCUUCACAUUUAUCUCUUAAUAACCCAAAUGUGACAAUUUUUAGUUGUCACAAUUCCUUCUGUGUUAAUGUCAUCCUUGACUUUCUUGAAAUGCUUUUCCAGGUCAUGAUCUUCUCUAUUUCUUCCAGUGUUAUUCCCUCUCCAGCUCUCUUUCUCCCCUCUCUCCUUUCUCCACCGUUCCUUUCUCCUUCCUUUCUUUUUGCCCCCUUUCCCUUACAUCCUUCCCCAUACACUCCAUCUCAAGUUAUUUUCUUUCUCCUCCAUCUCUACAUUAAGAGCCCAUUUGCCUCCCUACCUCGCUCUUCCACCGCCAGUUCAGAAAUCUUGCCCCAGGUCGCCACGUCUGUAGCAAUUUUUGCCCAAAUGAAUAAGAAAUGGUCGAAAUUCAACCCGGCGGUGUUUUGUAAUGCGGUCGUUUGUUGUCGGGGCAUAAGUCCCCACGUGCAUGUUUGCAUGUAGGAGAGGGGAGAAGAAAAGCUGGGAUAACGGUAAUGCAUUUGUACAGGUUGCAGAUGGGGUAUUGGUAUUUAAACGGUUUUGCGCCAUGCAAGGCGGUGAUGUGAGGAGAGAUAGAGAGAGAGAGAUGCAGUAUGCUUUUAUCCAGAAGACUUCCGACAAUAGUGACUCAUCAGGAUUUAGUCUUUAGUUCAAGACUCCAACCUGUAUUAUUUGAUAAAAUUAUAUUAAAUAUUGACUAGGGUUUGAUGUUGUAUAAUAAUGAGUAAACAUAGUUAACAUAGAAUAGAAGUAUGAAAUUUGUUUUUGAUAAUACCCAUAUUUGGGUUUUUAAUGGCAUAAAAUAAGGAUCUCACCUCUACUUGUCUGCCCAGUCAAAGACUAUACGAUGUAUGCUUUAGUCAUGAGUUUGUGUGUGUGUGCAUAGAAGGCGAGUCUAUCCCUGUGUUUCCUAAUAAUAUGCGCAAUAUUGCUGAUUUAGUCAUUAUCCUGAAAUUGGUUUUUUACUUGAGAGUAGCUGGAUUAUCAUUUGAUGAAUCUGCCUUUUAUCCAUUUUGCGAUAUAUUGAAGAUGUUAGAUAAGGAUGUGGUUGCAAUGCAAAUGGAGAAUCUAAGUGCGGAGUAAAAAAUGUUUAUUUAAAAGUUAUUAGAUUUGAAAGUAUGAUGUACAUUCAUUAGUCCAAAUACAGAAAUUGAAGAAAGAAAUGCAGUUGCGAAAGCUACUGUAAUGUUACUUUUAAGUCUAUUUGAAAACAACGAUGCAGAUUAUCAAUGUUAUGAUGUAUUAAGAAUAUGAAUUUCACCAAAAUAAACAUAUCUCUUCCUUUUUUUUCCUGGGGGAAAUUAUUGGAAUGAACCUUGUGAUAUGCUUUAGGUUUGUAGAAAAGACUGUUUUAGAUAGGGUGAUAUUGUUUUAUGCUGGACAACUUAAAGGGGAAGUUUACCCUGACAAAAAGUUUAUGUAAAAAAUUGCAGAAAAAAAAAAAAAUAUUGCAGAAGGUUUGAGAAAAAUCCAUCAAAGAAUAAUUCUUUUUAGAAUUUUUAUUAUUCGAUUUGUGAUGUCAAUUGUGAGCAGCUUUUCUACAUAUCGGAUGGUAAAAAAAUCAAUGAAAUGUCAUUUUCUCAGAAAAUUGAAAAUGGUAUUUUUACUGUACCUUCAGUAUAUCAAUAGACAAAUCAUUUCACACCCGUUCCUAAAAAGAAAAGUAAAAUAAGUCAUCACAAACGAUUAAAAACUUGAAAUUUAUGCAUUUUAUAUAUUACAUUACAUAUGGGGCAGCUGCUUGUUUAUGAUGUCACAAAUCAAAAACUUGAAAUUCUAAUAACUCAAUCUUCAAUGGAUUAUCCUCAAACCUUCACCAAUAUUUUUUAUUAUUUUUUCUGCUAUUUUUACAACAAACUUUUCUGUAGGGUGAACUUUCCUUUAUUAAAAUUCAUAUAGGACUUCUUGAUUACCAGGGAGGAUUUACAUCGGUCACUAGCUUGAACGCUGCUUUUGUUUUUCAGUCCCGUUUAAUUUUGGAAAGGUCAUUGAAUGUCAAAUAUGGCAUCUUCCUUGAACCAGAGCUGCGUUCAAAAUCAAAUGAAGAAAUACCGCAGAGGAAAAAAAUAUGGUAUAGAAAGGGGAGUGGGCUUCAAUUUGAUGAUUGAAAAGCUCCGUUGCUCAGGUGUGUUUCAUCAUUGUAAUGAAGCUAAAGAAUAGAUCCCAUCCAUUUCUUGAAGAAUACAGAUUGUGGAAAAGGUGACGCGAUCAGACCCCGUUCACACUUGAAUGAUAAACUUGGGGAGUGUUUCUUGAAAAGAUUUACCAAUUAUUUUCAUUGACUGAUGUUAUAAGCUACUGCAAAUCCUUGCAUCCGAUUGGCUGAGGGAAAAUUUGUCUGUGAAAAUCACUGUUGAAAUUUUCCAUGCAGUACUCUCCUGCAAUCAGUCCAACAUUAAUGUGCCCUUUACACCUGUUUGAUCCGAAAAAAAUACUGAGCAUUUUCUGAUUAUGAAAUCUCUACCUUGAUUGGAUGGUAUUUUGCCAGUGUGAAAGCAUAUUGUUUGUUAUGUUUGUGUUUGCUAUGAUACAGUGAUUGAAUAUUUGAUUGUACUGGCCUCAGAAGUAAUAACAAAAACAAAGUCAAAAUGAAAACACAGAAAAACAGAAAGUUAGAGCAGCAUCGAAAAUCCUUUUAAAUCCAUCUUUGCGAAUGUUUUCUUUUUGGGUGAGAAUAGGUCACAGGUACCAAUGGUAGGCUUGAUUAAAUGACAGCUACGCAUGCAUCGCCAUAUCCCAAUUACACGAACGGGUAGGUGUGGAUGUGACGCCCAGGGAGGCUACGCUUCCACCGUCGUCGCUCGACCAUGCAGCAGCGCACCUUGCCCAUAACACAAGCAUUGGCAUUCCAAGGGGAAGAAAAUGACAAAUAUCAUUGAUGGGGGCAAAAAUGAUUUUAAAAGGGUUAAGGAUUUUUUGGGCGGAGCAAUCUAAUCUUGUAGAGCAUGUACUCACGCGAGUUAUGUUGUUAAUGGGAUUUGCAGCCCGAAGAGAAUCCUCAAUCAAAUUAUGUACUUCUACAUAAUUUUCUUUUCAUAUGAAUGAUAUUUUUUAAGGAGGGGGGGGGGGGGUAAUUGGCCCCUCUAUCCCGAAUGGGAAGAGCAUGGAAUUUUAUCGUCGUAAAUUUUAUCAAGCAAUUUAUCACAUAUUUCCCUUUAAUAAUGAUUUGCUGUCUGAUUAUCUCAAAUUCUCAUUCACAUAUUCAGUGUCGAAGAAACCCAAAUCAAUGAUUCUCCUUGUUUGAUAUAAAAAAAAUGGGGCAUUCCUUUUUUGAAAGUAUAGUAUCUUCAAUAAAACAUGAAAGCCUGUAGUGUCUGUAUGGCAGGCCUAUAUAUUUACAUGUAUUUUCCUGACCCUAGUAAUUAUCAAUCAUCAUCAUCCCAGAAUGGCAAAAUAAUUUAGGAGCACUAUUCACCUUGAUAACCAUUAGGGAGAUGAUUAGGGGAAAAUUGAUUGGUUCUUUUAUAUAGCGGCACUUCAAACAGCAACAUUUAGCAAAAAAUAUAUGAAAAAGGAGGGUACUUGACCUAUGGUUGGAAACAUAAUCCUGUAGCUAUUCAAACUUUCCAAGUAAGGUGAGACGACCUGGGAAAAUCAUACUGGAGUGGAAUUCUGGCAGGUACUUCAUAGUUAUUGCCCCUUGUGACAUGUAAUGAGUAAUAGAAUGUUCUUUAAUAGACAAGAAAUAAUGUAUGCAGAGCUUGAGAAUGGAGAGAGAGUUGGGUAGUGCCGAUAUGUGGAAAUAGUUUUGUCUUCUAAAGUUGAUUUAAUUUGGUUCGUGAUUGAUUUUACCCCUAAUUAAUCUGGAAAAAGGAUUUGUUUAUAUAUAUAUUUUUUCAAUUAGGAGCUGUAUACAUGUUGAGUGAAAUAGUAAAAUGAUGUCAUGCUUCCAUACAUUGCCAUUAUACAUUGUAAGUUUGAAGGUUUUUUUUUUGUAUUCAUGGUUUUAGAGUGAAAUGAAUGAUGAUAAUAAUAAAAUGCUAGUUUCUGGAAACAUUCAAGAAGCUUACAAAGAUAAAAGAGAACUCCAUACUAACUGUUUUUUUUCUUCAAAUUCUCUUUGAUAUUCAAAGUUACAUCGGUGAAAAACCAAUUCAAUUAUGGGGCCUAAGAUUUUAGGCUGAUAAAAGUAGUG
Lytechinus pictus (painted urchin) is the source of this 6655-nucleotide messenger RNA. RefSeq names its product segment polarity protein dishevelled homolog DVL-3-like. Lineage: Eukaryota; Metazoa; Echinodermata; Echinoidea; Temnopleuroida; Toxopneustidae. The coding region runs from base 204 to 764 and encodes 186 amino acids. Gene Ontology annotation, molecular function: frizzled binding. The record is from RefSeq and is a predicted model, not a curated record. Gene Ontology annotation, biological process: canonical Wnt signaling pathway. Gene Ontology annotation, cellular component: cytosol. The transcript has 4 exons.